Messenger RNA from Rhodofomes roseus, 1257 nucleotides. Its product is annotated as FAD dependent oxidoreductase-domain-containing protein. Gene Ontology annotation, molecular function: glycerol-3-phosphate dehydrogenase (quinone) activity. The transcript has 4 exons. Gene Ontology annotation, cellular component: mitochondrion; glycerol-3-phosphate dehydrogenase (FAD) complex. Lineage: Eukaryota; Fungi; Basidiomycota; Agaricomycetes; Polyporales; Fomitopsidaceae. The annotation marks the transcript as partial. The record is from RefSeq and is a predicted model, not a curated record. Gene Ontology annotation, biological process: glycerol-3-phosphate metabolic process.
GGAACAUCCUCAAAAUCGACGAAGCUUGUACAUGGCGGUGUUCGCUACCUUCAAAAGGCUGUGAUGGAGCUCGACUACAAGCAAUACAAGCUCGUCCGUGAGGCGCUCCACGAGCGUCGCAUCUUCCUUCAGACUGCGCCCUACUUGUCGGCCAUGCUGCCGAUCAUGUUGCCGAUCUACAAGUAUUGGCAGGUCCCGUAUUAUUGGGUAGGUUGCAAGAUGUACGAUGUCCUCGCCGGCAAGGAGAACAUGGAGUCCUCCUAUCUAAUGAGCAAGGGCAAGGCACUUGAGACUUUCCCUAUGCUCAAGCAGGACGGACUUGUCGGCGCACUGGUUUACUACGACGGACAACACAACGAUUCGCGAAUGAACAUUGCCCUCAUCAUGACGGCGGUGCAGCAGGGCGCGACCGUCGCAAACCACGUCGAGGUCACCUCGCUGGACAAGGACACUUCCUCCGGCAAGCUUCACGGCGCACGCGUCAAGGACAGGCUCACAGGUCAGGAAUGGAACGUCCGUGCCAAGGGUAUCAUAAACGCCACUGGGCCCUUCGCCGACGCGCUGCUCACGAUGGACAACCCCUCACACAAGCCGAUCGUGCAAGCGUCCUCCGGCAUCCACAUCACACUCCCGAACUACUACUCCCCGCGGACGAUGGGCCUGCUCGACCCCGCGACGAGCGACGGGCGGGUGAUCUUCUUCCUGCCGUGGCAAGGAAACACGAUUGCGGGCACGACGGACACGCCGGCGCGUGUGGAGACGGACCCCCGCGCAGCCGAGGAGGAGAUCCGGUGGGUGCUCGAGGAGGUGCGGCGGUACCUGUCGCCCGACAUCAAGGUCCGCCGCGGCGACGUGCUGAGCGCGUGGAGCGGCCUCCGCCCGCUGGUGCGCAACCCGAACGCGGCGAGCACGGAGGGCCUGGUCCGCAACCACAUGAUCCAUGUGAGCGAUAGCGGCUUGUUGACGAUCGCUGGAGGCAAGUGGACGACGUACCGCGCGAUGGCGGAGGAGACGGUCGACCACGCGGUUGAGGUCUUCAAGCUCAAGCCGAAGAAUGGAUGCGUCACGGAGAGCCUCAGGCUUGUCGGUAGCGAUGGCUGGAGCAGGAACAUGUUCAUCGGUCUUAUUCAACGGUAUGGUCUUUCUACGGACGUGGCUAAGCACCUAGCGGACAAUUAUGGUGAUCGCGCAUGGACGGUGUGUUCCUAUGCUGCACCCACCGGCGAGUCCUGGCCUCUGCACGGUGUCCUUCUGGCC